Messenger RNA from Aspergillus ruber CBS 135680, 1385 nucleotides. Its product is annotated as arabinan endo-1,5-alpha-L-arabinosidase. Gene Ontology annotation, biological process: carbohydrate metabolic process. The transcript has 4 exons. NCBI's taxonomy places the organism in Eukaryota, Fungi, Ascomycota, Eurotiomycetes, Eurotiales, Aspergillaceae. The coding region runs from base 281 to 1240 and encodes 319 amino acids. Gene Ontology annotation, molecular function: arabinan endo-1,5-alpha-L-arabinosidase activity. The record is from RefSeq and is a predicted model, not a curated record.
UGGAUCGCCAUGGAUCCCAGGAUCUACUUUAUCCGCGGCUUCAAUAUAUUUGCCGGAGACUAGCAUAACAUGUCAUUGACUUCUUAUCGGGUAAAUGGGAGGGGCUUAUUUAGCGUCCUACAACGUGUGAUGCACCGUUGAUUGACUGGGCGCUUCAAUUGAGGAAUGACUGGAUCCCCUCGGCAUAGCAGACCUCUCAGGAGUAUUGACGAGUUUAAAUAGUCGACCAUGCCUCUUAUGACAUUCUAGUUUUUGUCGCAUCAUUGCAGCAAUGUAUACCAUGUAUACCCUUUGCGCAGCCGCCAUAUCGCUUUUGGUCCUCCAGGUUCAUGGAUAUGCUAAUCCAGGCAGUUGUUCUGGAGCGUGCAAUGUCCAUGAUCCAGGGUUGAUUCAACGAGACGACGGGGUCUACUUCCGUUUCUCAACAGGGAAUAAGAUCUCGUAUGCCCAAUCAUCGUCCAUUGAGGGACCGUGGACAGCUGUUGGAUCUGUGGUGCCGGAUGGGUCGUCGAUCGACAAGGCUGGUAAUGACGAUCUCUGGGCACCUGAUGUCCAAAAUGUCAACGGCGUUUACCAUGUUUACUAUACGGUGUCCACGUCCGGCUCGCAAGACUCUGCAAUCGGACUAGCAACGUCCGACACGAUGGACGAGGGCUCCUGGACCGAUCAUGGAGCGACGGGAGUCUCGUCCAGCUCCUCAAAAUCGUACAAUGCCAUCGACGCGAACCUCUUCAACGAUGACGGCACCUACUACCUCACAUUUGGCUCCUUCUGGCAAGAUAUCUUCCAAGCUCCGCUGAACUCUGCUGCCACUAAGGCUGCUUCUUCAUCAUACAACAUUGCAUUUGACCCGAAUGGCGAUCAUUCUGUAGAGGGAGCGUACUUGUACAAAUAUGGGGACUAUUACUACCUUUUCUACUCUGCUGGAGCGUGUUGCGGUUAUGACACAUCUAGACCGGCUACUGGUGAUGAAUACAAAAUCAAAGUUUGCCGGUCAUCAUCGGCCACUGGUGACUUUGUUGAUGCGACUGGAACCGCCUGCACGGCAGGUGGAGGAACAGUUGUUCUUGAGAGCCAUGACAAUGUUUAUGGACCUGGCGGACAGGGCGUCUUUACCGACCCGGAUCUUGGGCCCGUUCUUUACUAUCAUUAUGUCGAUACGACGAUUGGCUAUGCGGACAACCAGAAGCUCUUUGGAUGGAACGCGAUCGACUUCUCCAGUGGAUGGCCGGUGGUAUAGAACCAUUUAUUUAGCUCCUUGGAUUCGACAGGGGAAUAGGACGCAUGUAGCAUACAAAGAAUACCAAGAAUAUGACAGACUUUGGUCAAUGAUUCUUGUUCGAGGUAGAAGACAGUACAAGCAUAUGUCUUGAAUUUUAUCGAGC